UUUAGAUCUAUAGAAACUGAAAUUGACAACGAACUAGAAAAUGAACUAGAAUAUGAUGAUUUAAAUAACUAUGAAUCUGAUGAUGAUGAACCUAAAAUAGUAGAUUUACUUGCUAAUGGUAAAGAUGUUGAUAUAACUGAUAAGAAUAUAAAACUUCUCAAUAUUAUAGAAAAUGAAUGUCCAAAUGAAUUUUUAAUGCGCCGUGCUUAUUUUCAAUCUUUAUCUAAAAACAAGCAGGAUAUUUAUCUUAUGGCACAAAUACUUGCAUUUGAUGGUGGUUUUAUAACAACAAGUAGAUCAAAUAAAAAGCAUAAUCGCCAAAAUAUGAUAACUUUUUGGCGAUAUAAUAAUAACAUUUUACUUUGUAAAAAAGUUUAUAAACAUAUGCAUGGUAUUUCUGAAACUCGUAUUAAAAAUAUUAAAAGACAUCUUAAAGAUAAUGGGCUUAGUAUACGACAUCAUGGAAAUGAAGGAUUCCAGGAUUUUAUUAAUAACUAUGCAGAAGUACAUGGCUUACCAUCACCUGGCCGCCAUUUAUGUCAAGAUACACAUCAAACUAUUUAUCUUCCCACACAAUCUACAUUUUGCCAUUUAUGGAAUAUUUAUACACCAGAAGUUCAAAUCAUGUUACCUCGAUCAGAUCUUUGUGAAGUUUGUCAGUGCCUUAAAUUUGAAAUUUCACAUAAUUAUGGUGAUACAGGUGUUAAAAUUAAUGAAUAUCUUGCUCAUAUUAAUUUAGCUC
Racocetra persica is the source of this 742-nucleotide messenger RNA. The record is from the annotation of a GenBank genome assembly. NCBI's taxonomy places the organism in Eukaryota, Fungi, Glomeromycota, Glomeromycetes, Diversisporales, Gigasporaceae.